GACCUUUUUCAUGGGGGCCUAUAGCUCUAGGGAGGUAGUUGAGCAAAUCACCACGUAUAUAACUACUUCGACACCACUCUUCUUGAAACCCAUAUACCAAAAACUCUUUCUUUUCAUUCUCUUCUCUCUUCUUCCGUCUUCUUGAAACUCUGUUCAUCAUGGGUUCAACCGCCGAAACUCAAAUGACUCCUACUCAGAUCUCAGACGAAGAGGCAAAUCUCUUUGCUAUGCAACUAACUAGCGCAUCUGUACUCCCUAUGGUCUUGAAAUCUGCUAUUGAGCUCGACCUGCUUGAAAUCAUCGGUAAAGCUGGUCCUGGUGCGUUCUUGUCGCCGACCGACAUCGCUUCUCAGUUGCCCACCAGCAAUCCAGAUGCUCCAGUGAUGUUGGACCGUAUCUUGCGACUCUUAGCCAGCUACUCCAUACUUAAAUUUUCUCUGAGAACCCUUCCUGAUGGCAAAGUUGAGAGGCUGUAUGGUCUUGCUCCUGUAUGCAAAUUCUUGACGAAGAAUGAAGAUGGCGUCUCUAUUGCCGCCCUUUGUCUGAUGAACCAGGACAAAGUCCUCAUGGAAAGCUGGUAUCACUUGAAAGAUGCAGUUCUUGAAGGAGGCAUUCCAUUUAACAAGGCAUAUGGAAUGACAGCAUUCGAAUAUCAUGGCACAGAUCCAAGAUUUAACAAGGUUUUCAAUAAGGGAAUGGCUGACCACUCAACCAUUACCAUGAAGAAAAUUCUUGAGACUUACGAAGGCUUCCAAGGCCUUUCUUCCAUUGUGGAUGUUGGUGGUGGAACUGGAGCGGUCCUCAGCAUGAUCGUCUCCAAAUACCCUUCAAUCAAAGGCAUUAACUUCGAUUUGCCCCAUGUUAUUGACGACGCUCCACCCCAUCCUGGAGUGGAGCAUGUUGGUGGAGACAUGUUCGUUAGUGUUCCUAAAGGAGAUGCCAUUUUCAUGAAGUGGAUAUGCCACGACUGGAGUGAUGAACACUGCUUAAAAUUCUUGAAGAAUUGUUACAAUGCGCUGCCACCACAUGGGAAGGUGAUAGUAGCAGAAUGCAUUCUUCCGGUGGCGCCAGAUAACAGCCUCGCCACCAAGACAGUGGUCCACAUUGAUUGCAUCAUGUUGGCUCACAACCCAGGUGGGAAAGAGAGAACUGAAAAGGAAUUUGAGGCAUUGGCCAAGGGAGCUGGAUUUCAAGGUUUCAGAGUGGUGUGCAGAGCCUUCCAUACCUAUGUGAUGGAAUUCUUGAAGAGUGCCUGAGAGCAUACUUUGGAUUUUUUAACUUCUGAAGUUUGUGAAAUGAGAUUUUCAAAUGUUGCUUUCACAGUAUAUGUAAUUUCUGUAAUAAACAAAUGAGAGCUACGACACGAUUGUAAUACUGUACUUCUAUCAAAUAAAUUGCUUACUUAAAGA
Manihot esculenta (cassava) is the source of this 1409-nucleotide messenger RNA. RefSeq names its product caffeic acid 3-O-methyltransferase. The record is from RefSeq and is a predicted model, not a curated record. The coding region runs from base 159 to 1256 and encodes 365 amino acids. The transcript has 4 exons. Gene Ontology annotation, biological process: methylation. Gene Ontology annotation, molecular function: O-methyltransferase activity; protein dimerization activity; S-adenosylmethionine-dependent methyltransferase activity. Lineage: Eukaryota; Viridiplantae; Streptophyta; Magnoliopsida; Malpighiales; Euphorbiaceae.